CUGCGUUAUCUCCAAAAAUAUUGAUCCAGGAAAGAAAGUUCCAGUUUUAAAGUUGUUUCAAGGCGUUCGUUUCGUAUUUCAUUCUACAAUAUGAAAUUACCUAUUUAACUUCUCGAAUAGUUUACUUUUAGUGUUUUAAUAGCUUUUAAAAAAAUUAAAAUGCCUCAAAACAUCCAUAUCAAUAGAGUACCUUCGGAAGAAGAACCUAAGCUGGAAAACGGCGCUAUUCCUCAACCUAAAGUGACCAAUGACGCUAAUCCUCGAAUCUGUUAUAAUCCUAACGAUAUCCAUUUGCAAGUACAAGAACGAAAAACAUCACGUCGUGUCAAAGUAGCUGUGCUUUUUUGCCUCCUCAUCGCAGCGUAUGUGUUACUCAAUAGACGUUCGUGCGAUCGUUAUUUCUCCAAGGAGGAUUUAAUCGAUAUGCAGUUUCCUUCGGAAUGGAAUAAGGUGCAUUCGUGGAAUGAUUUAUUAUUCAGUCAGUUUAGGAAUAAGUAUGGCUGGAUGAUUAAUAAUAUUUGGACCGUUGAAAGUACCGAUUCCAAAUCACCUAAGCAGCAUUGCAGAAUACCCUUAAUUUUUCGAAAAGCCGAGUCAAUCGUGUAUCAUAAUUCGAAAAUUCGAAACAGAAUGAUCAGUCGCUGGCCACCGGAUUACAACAAGCAGUACACGUAUGGGCACACUUGUGCCACUCAAAUCGAGCCUUUAGACAGCGAAUACAAAUUUUUAAACCAAGGAGCCGAAUGGCACGAUUAUUAUAAUAUUAACGAAACGUUGGGCAAAUGCCACAUAGUUCCAAGUGACUCGAAAAUGUACAAUUAUACUCAAGUGCACGAUUGUUUUAUGAAACGUUUCAACGUUGAGAUAAAAAUUGGAUGCAGAAAUGAAACGAUAUCAACUAGACACACGUUGUACGAAUUUGGAUUUUGUUUCGAUCAGAGUCUGAAUUUGAAAAAUUGUACAAAUGUGGGUGAUUCGUAUCUAGGAUUUCAGUAUUGUGGAGAAGAAUUCACCUAUCCUAUCACGUUCCCGUUUUAAUAUGGGGAGCCCAUUCAAUACCAUUAAGAAGACUGAUUAGGUAUAGAUUUUCAUUUUUAAAGCUUUCAAAUUAUACGAAUAUUGCCGAAUAAUAACGAACGAAUGCGGGGAAUUAAUUCAACGCGGAGUUAUUGUCAUAAUCGAACGACAGUGCAGAAAAAAGAACUGUGAUACUAAACUGAAAAAACUCGAGCACUAAAUAAUAUUUCCAAAAAUACCUAACUUACCUACCUAAAAAAUUUCAAGAUGCAAAAUCGGAAGACUGUUUGUGGAAAUAUUUGCGAAAGUGUUCGUAGAAGAUGGAUGUUUCUUUUGGGAAUAUUUUGUAUUCGUCCAGAUCUAGAAAUCAGCCACCAUCGAAUAAAACCUUCGGUUACCUGCUGCUCUCUUUGUCCUGGCCAAUUUCAUUUUGCAGAUCACUCGCUGAAAAAGGUACAAGUGGUACUGAGACAGUGAAACAUCGACCUUGUAAAUAAUAUCGAUGUCUCCUCUAAGCUGUAAGGUCGAUGAACUGAGACGUGUGUUUUACCAAAAAAUGGAAAUUUUUGCUACUUUUUUGUGUUUAAUUUUGCCUAACCUGCAAAAUAAUGCCUCGAAAUGAAUUCUACGAUAAAUUUAGACUGAGGAAGUGAGGAAACGUUUUCGCAUCCUACUGUGUUCAAUAACGACAAAAUCAUCAAGUGAAAUAGGUACCUACCAAAAAAAUAUCUCCUGGUUGACGGUUUUUUAAUCGAAUUUUGAGAAAGAUGUUUUGGUAAAGCUCGUUUUGUUCAAUUUCUUCGAAAAUAUGAAUUCGGAUUAUUCCGAUAGCUGUAGUGCUCCGAGUGCGAAAAUUGCAAUUAUUGUUUAGAAGACGAUCCAACGCAAUUGUAAUUUUUUUAUUUUUUUGGAUGUUAAUUUACUUAAUUAUACUGUACUCGAAAAAUAAAAUAUUCAAUGAUUUAUUA
Planococcus citri (citrus mealybug) is the source of this 1985-nucleotide messenger RNA. RefSeq lists its product as uncharacterized. Bases 160 to 1038 code for a protein of 292 amino acids. The transcript has 6 exons. The record is from RefSeq and is a predicted model, not a curated record. Gene Ontology annotation, biological process: RNA catabolic process. Gene Ontology annotation, molecular function: RNA binding; ribonuclease T2 activity. Lineage: Eukaryota; Metazoa; Arthropoda; Insecta; Hemiptera; Pseudococcidae. Gene Ontology annotation, cellular component: extracellular region.